UGACUACGUUCUUUGCAUAUAAUAAGUGACGGGCUCGAUGGGUUGGCCAGGAGUUCUCUAGGCCUAGCUGCGUUCCUGCGCGGUCCCUGUUCUUGCAUGUGCUCGCGCUGGACUCAGUCAUGGGCUUGCAUUCUACUCACUUUAACUGCCUUUUCGAGACCGCCUCAUUGUUUCAAUUUGUCAGCGCCAGAACAGAAAGGAACAAAAAGAAGAUCUUACGAAACACGCGCCGCCCCACCGAAACGACUUCUGCCUGCAUUUGCGUCCACUGAAUUGCAUUCCCUCUCGGCGGCGCGGGCGGGCGCAUUUGGGCACUGGAAACCGCACGCCACUAUCUUGCUCGGUACCUACGACACGACAUAUGCGCGUCUGGGAGAAAAAGGCAGAAAAAUAAACGAAAGGAAGAAUAACCUAAAAGACCUUCGUCACCAGUUCCAGACCGAUCCCACUGCCAUAUUGCCCAGAAUCGGCGGGCGUCGCAAACAUGUCGAAACUAAUCCUGUCGACUGGAAACAUCGUCUCCGGUGGACCGUCAAUAAUCCGCAAGCCGGGCGCGUACCGCUCCAACCUCGAGCUUACCAAUUCGCUACGGAGCAAUUUCCUGGCCGCCCAGGAGUACUACGGGUCCGCCGCAGCCGCUGAGGACGACCCGUCCGCCCGCAAUGGCAACGGUCACGGCAACGGCAACAGCAACGGCAGCAGCAAUGGCAAUGGUCACGGCAACGGCAACAGCAACGGCAACAGCAACGGCAACAGCAAUGGCAACGGCAGCAACGGCCACCUCAAUGGCAACGGAACUGGGGGCUCGUCGCUCGGCGCCCGGCUCGCGCAGUCGUACCCGUACAUCUGGACCGAGUGGCGCAAGAGGGACGGCGCCAAGGACGGCGAGCAGGGCGAGGAGGAGGUCCUGUACAUCCCGCGCGUGGAGUGGUCGACGUCGGGUCUGCAGGAGGAGGCGGCGCAGUACGACAUCACAGUGAAGCUCUUCUUCCUGCCGGCAGGGCCGACGGGCAGCUCCGGCUCCGGCUGCAACGACGACGACGACCCCCUCGCCAGGCGGCAGGCCCUGGCGGCCGCCAGGGCGGGCUACGCGCGCGAGGCGCUGGACCUGGUGCUGCGUGAGCUGGGCGGCGCGCCGUCGGUCGACCUGCUCAUCGUCUCGUUCCCGGGCAUGUCGUUCGACGGCGACUGCGAGUGGGAGGCCGACAAGACCAACGCGGCGCAGGGCGACGACGACGACGAGGCCGCCACCUGGCGCGCCGUCGCCGACGAGCUGCACACGCGCCGUGGGCUCGUGAGGCGCCUGGGGAUCGCCGAGUUUGGUAGCGAGAAGCUGGCCCGGUUCCUCAAGCGCGUCGGCGCCGACCCUGCCGCGCCGCGGCCCUCGGCCGACCAGAUCAACAUCAAAAACUGCUGCGACGUGCCGCCGCCGCUCCUCAAGCUGGCCAGGGCACAGGGCAUCGAGCUGCUCGUCCACAGCGACUGCACCGACGUCCUGCCCGCCGGCACUCUGCGCGAGCUCCUGGGGUCCGGCCCGCGCGGUGCUGGCAUACUCAUCAACGACGGCGACGAGGAGGAGGAGGUUGCGGGCGCGCCGGCGCGCGUCCGCGGCGACAUUGCGCCUCAGUGGGUGGUCAAGUACACCGCCGUUGUCCGGGACCGCGGCGUCAUCGAGAACAAGGGCUACUUUGCUGGCGCCCUGUUCACGGUGAAGGAGUGAUGUUCACGGGGGUGAGGAUAAGUGCUCAGGCCCGGGCAUGCUGUCGCGGGGCCUUUGUCCGAUUUUGGAUACUUUUGGGUUGGCAUCUCUUCCUUUUUUUGGGUACAUGAUCUAGCUUGACUUGCAGCGGGCGGCAGCAGCAUUUGAUAUUUGUUAGUGAUCACGGCAGGCACAAUUUCUUCAUUCAUCUUUUGAAUUUGUCUUUGGGUAUAUCGUCAAUAGAGAAAUCGUCAUUUUUCCUCUUUUCAGAAAAUGAGUGUAGUUUGACCCCUUUU
Messenger RNA from Gaeumannomyces tritici R3-111a-1, 1995 nucleotides. RefSeq lists its product as hypothetical. Gene Ontology annotation, molecular function: glutamate-cysteine ligase catalytic subunit binding; enzyme regulator activity. Gene Ontology annotation, biological process: glutathione biosynthetic process. The record is from RefSeq and is a predicted model, not a curated record. The transcript has 2 exons. NCBI's taxonomy places the organism in Eukaryota, Fungi, Ascomycota, Sordariomycetes, Magnaporthales, Magnaporthaceae. Gene Ontology annotation, cellular component: glutamate-cysteine ligase complex. The coding region runs from base 485 to 1720 and encodes 411 amino acids.